AUGCCAGCGUUGGUGUCAAUGACGAUCGAAUGCGACAAGAGCGACGCUCUGGCCAACUAUCUCCUUCGUGAUGUGGACAAGUAUCCGACCUCACAUCGUCGUGGAAUCCAUCAUUUCAUUCGUUCAAAAGUUACCGGUGGUGGGAGAGAUAUCACUUUUGUUCUCGAGUCUGAUCCUGAGGACUAUUCUUCACCUGUCGAAUUUUGCAAUGAAGUUAUCGGUGCAGCAACAUGGCGUCGUCAUGGGACGUCUCCAACAGCCCUAGCAUGGCAGCGGCUUGCGCGUGGAGGUGUUGUUGAUCAGUUCAAUCGCUUUCUUUUGUCGUUAGAAGAUCGUGUCAGCAAGCCCGAUUGGGAAUUUGGCGUACAGAAGCGCAGGUUUUAA
Messenger RNA from Exophiala aquamarina CBS 119918, 384 nucleotides. RefSeq lists its product as uncharacterized. The record is from RefSeq and is a predicted model, not a curated record. Bases 1 to 384 code for a protein of 127 amino acids. Lineage: Eukaryota; Fungi; Ascomycota; Eurotiomycetes; Chaetothyriales; Herpotrichiellaceae. The transcript is spliced from 2 exons.